ACGCACCAAUCAGACUUCACCUAAGAUAAAAGAGAGCCGUUUCUAAGCUAAAAGAUAGAUGGGCGACUUCACCUAAGAUAAAAGAGAGCCAUUUCUAAGCUAAAAGAUAGAUGGGCGACUUGACCUUCCCUGCUACUGCAGCGACGCCACAACCUGCAGGUCCAGGCCCGCUGUGCCGCCUCAGCUUCGCCCACUUGGCCGCCUCGCCCCUCUGGUUCCCUCCCUCUCCUACCGACGACGACGCCAUGGCAGAGGAAGAGCAGCGGCCGGAGGCGCCGAAGGUGGGAGGGGAAGCGGCGGCGGACGAGGUGGAGGACAGGAUGGACCUGCUGUGGGAGGACUUCAACGAGGAGCUGGGGGGUUCGUGCUGCGACGGGUUGGAGCCGUCGUCGUCGGACGCGGAGUCGGAGCGGUUUGCGCCGCAUGGGUGCGCGCCGGUGCUGCGCCCGUCGUCGAGGGCCGGCGGGGCGGGACAUUACCGCCGCCGGGCCGGCAGCUGGGUGCUGCUCAUGAGGAUCUUCAGGAGGCUCUUCGUCAUCGACAAGACCAUCUCGGCGGCCGCCAGGCAACACGCUACCAGGGCACGGUGAUGCAUGCAUCCGGUCCGGCCGAUGCAUAUUUAUUUCCACACUAUGCAAUUGCUUCCAGGAGUUUUUUUUUUGGGAAAGAUCAAAUGCUUCAAGGAGUACAGGAGCCUGCAAGAAUCAUGCAUGCCUGUGAUGCAAAUGACAACAAAAUUAUACUCCACUAGAAAUACUAGUAAUAAGUGUUCUUGAUGGUGUAAAUAGGGCUCCGCAUAUACAGAGAAAAUAGUACCAUACUGCCACUCCAUUUUUCUUUCUUUCUUUCUUUUUU
Messenger RNA from Phragmites australis (common reed), 855 nucleotides. RefSeq lists its product as uncharacterized. The transcript has a single exon. The coding region runs from base 111 to 590 and encodes 159 amino acids. NCBI's taxonomy places the organism in Eukaryota, Viridiplantae, Streptophyta, Magnoliopsida, Poales, Poaceae. The record is from RefSeq and is a predicted model, not a curated record.